AUGAGACCGACUCUUCGUUACUUCCUACAAUCGGCCAAGGUAGCCACCGCCGGAGGCGCAAUUGGACUCGGCUCAUUCUUUAUUUAUACUCGGAACGCGGAAUUCACUUCUAUCGCCGAAUCUGAUCCUAUCUUCAAGCUUGUCGAACAAAAGGGUUGGAAUCCGCAUCGUAAUCCGACGACUCACGAUUUUUACGUGCGACGCGUCUCACUGAGUGAUAUUCGCCCUGAGCUUCGGGAUUCGCCUACUGAGUUGACAAAGACUUUUUGUGCUGGGGUUUGGAGUGAUUGGGGUAAUGUUUUCCACCCUGGAUUCUCAAUUCAACGAGCCCUGUUGAAACGGGCGCGAAAUGACUUGAAUCAAAAUCACCUUUGGACUAGCGAGGACAUGCUGUCUUCUGACUACAGUGAAGGUACACUUAUAGCCGACUCUUUCGAGGUAUUAGAAAAGAAAGAUGGCCGGAUAGUGGUUCGCGGUGGGGAUUCUCCCUCAAACAAAGCGCUCCGACAGUUCGACGUGAUUUUAGAAUUGUCCACCGUUAUUCAGGAGCAUGAGCAAGCGGUUGAUUUUGGAUUCAAAUCUAUUUUCUUCACGGGAGAUAAGCAUUCUGGGCAGCCUCCAAUGCCGGGAUUUGCGGUUUGGUUGCAUUUACAGUAUGCCAAGUUGCUGCUCGAGACUGGGAUCUUGAAUACAAUGGUGCGGUGA
Molecule: messenger RNA, 705 nt
Organism: Penicillium cosmopolitanum
Lineage: Eukaryota; Fungi; Ascomycota; Eurotiomycetes; Eurotiales; Aspergillaceae
Exons: 2
Coding region: 1-705 (234 amino acids)
Source: RefSeq, a predicted model, not a curated record